CGCCGCGCCCCGGGGAAGUAUCGCGAGAGGAGGGAGGCCGCGGGCGGAGGCGUGGGGUUCGCGUCUCCAUGGUGACGGGGUCGCGGCGGGCCAGGGGUGCUGAGUGCGUGGAGCCGGGCGCGCCGCCUCCCGGGCGAGUGAAGAGAGUCCCGCGCAUUUCACGCUUUCGCUGAAGUGGAGACAUGAGACUGAAAAUCUCCCUUUUAAAGGAACCGAAGCAUGAAGAAUUAGUGAGCUGCGUGGGCUGGACCACGGCGGAGGAGCUGUACUCGUGCAGUGACGACCACCAGAUCAUCAGGUGGAACCUGCUGACCGGUGAGACGAGCCAGCUCGUGCGGCUUCCCGAGGAGACCUUCCCGCUCGACCUGCACUGGUUCCCCAAGAGCCUGGGCACCAGGAAGCAGGCGCAGGCAGAGAGCUUCGUCCUCACCAGUUCGGAUGGUAAAUUCCAUCUGAUUUCCAAGCUGGGGAGAGUGGAGAAGAGUGUGGACGCCCACUGCGGGGCCGUGCUCGCCGGCAAGUGGAACCACGAAGGCACCGCGCUGGCCACGGUUGGAGAAGAUGGACAAAUCAAGAUUUGGUCAAAGACUGGCAUGCUAAGAUCAACGUUAGCUCAGCAAGGCUCACCGGUGUACUCAGUCGCCUGGGGCCCUGACUCCGAGAAAGUGCUCUACACCGCGGGCAAGCAACUGGUCAUCAAGCCUCUCCAGCCCAACGCCAAGGUUUUACAGUGGAAGGCUCACGAUGGCAUCAUCCUGAAGGUAGACUGGAAUUCCGUCAACGACCUCAUCCUGUCUGCUGGGGAAGACUGUAGAUACAGGGUCUGGGACAGCUACGGCCGCCCGCUGUACAGUUCCCCGCCUCAUGAGCACCCGAUCACCUCGGUGGCCUGGGCUCCGGAUGGAGAGUUAUUCGCCGUUGGAGCGUUUCACACUUUGCGCCUGUGUGACAAGACGGGGUGGUCCUACGCGCUGGAGAAGCCCAGCACCGGCAGCAUCUUCAACCUGGCCUGGUCGGCAGACGGCACACAGGUGGCCGGCGCCUGUGGGAACGGACACGUGGUCUUUGCCCACGUGGUGGAGCAGCGCUGGGAGUGGAGGAGCUUCCAGGUGACGCUGACCAAGAGAAGGACCAUGCAGGUCCGCAACGUGCUCAACGACGCGGUGGACGUGCUGGAGUUCCGGGACCGGGUGAUGAAGGCCUCGCUGGACCACGCGCACCUGGUGGUCGCCACGUCGCUGCAGUGCUACGUGUUCUCUACGAAGAACUGGAACACACCACUUAUAUUUGAUCUCAAGGAAGGAACCGUCAGCCUGAUUCUGCAGGCCGAAAGGCAUUUUCUUCUUGUAGACGGUGGUGGUAUCUACUUAUAUUCUUACGAAGGGCGCUUCAUUUCUUCUCCCAAAUUUCCUGGAAUGAGAACAGAUAUACUGAAUGCACAGACGGUGUCUCUUAGUAAUGACACCAUUGCAAUAAGAGAUAAAACUGAUGAAAAAGUGAUCUACCUCUUCGAGACGUCCACGGGGAAGGCCCUGGGUGACGGGAAGCUCCUCUCGCAUAAGAGUGAGAUUUUGGAAAUUGCUCUGGAUCAAAAAGGACUUACCAAUGACAGAAAAAUAGCUUUCAUUGACAAAAAUAGAGACCUCUAUAUCACCUCAGUAAAACGAUUUGGAAAGGAAGAGCAAAUUAUCAAACUUGGAACUAUGGUGCAUACUUUGGCGUGGAGCGACACGUGUAAUAUCCUCUGUGGGCUUCAGGACACGCGGCUGACCAUGUGGUACUACCCCAACACCGUUUACGUGGACAAAGACCUUCUGCCUAAGACUCUGUAUGAAAGGGACGCCAGUGAGUUCAGUAAGAACCCGCACAUCGUGAGCUUCACCGGGAACCAGGUGACCAUCCGCAGGGCCGACGGCUCCCUGGUCCACGUCAGCAUCCCCCCGUACCCCGCCAUCCUGCACGAGUACGUCAGCGGCUCCAAGUGGGAGGACGCCGUGAGGCUCUGCCGCUUUGUUAAGGAGCAGACCAUGUGGGCUUGCCUCGCCGCCAUGGCCGUCGCGAAUCGAGACAUGAGCACGGCAGAAAUAGCCUACGCAGCGAUCGGUGAAAUCGAUAAGGUCCAGUACAUCAACUCCAUCAGAGCUCUGCCCUCGCCCGAGUCCAGGGCGGCGCACACCCUGCUGUUCAGCGGCAAGGUGCAGGAGGCCGAGACGGUGCUGCUGCAGGCCGGCCUGGUGUACCAGGCCAUCCAGGUCAACAUCAGCCUCUACAACUGGGACAGGGCCCUGGAACUGGCCGUGAAGUACAAGACGCACGUCGACACGGUCCUCGCGUACCGCCAGAAGUUUCUGGAGACAUUUGGGAAACAGGAAACCAAUAAGCGAUACCUGCAGUAUGCAGAAGGGCUUCAGAUCGACUGGGACAAAAUCCGAGCCAAGAUUGAGCUGGAGCUGACGAAGGAGCGGGAGCGCGCGGCCGGCGGCCAGGCCAGGGGUGCGGGCCUAGCGCUCUGACGGGCAGGCCCUUCCGCAGGUCACGCUCGGUCUCCCGGGAGGGUCGGGCACCCGCGGGCCCAGCUCCCUCUCUGCUUCCCCAAGAUUCGGUGUUUUUCUAGCCCCCGACGACAGAGUGUCCCCUGGCAUUUGUGACCUAUCUAUAUCCCGCCCCGUCCCCCGAGCCUCAGCACGAGCGACUCGCGCGUGGACGCCAGCGUCGAGUCCGGCCACCUCUCCGGGAGUGACCCCGUGACCCCCUUGGCGUCAGCUCGAGGGCUUUCCCGAGCCACCGUGGCCAGCAGGGGCCACACCAGGGGCGGGGCGGGCGCCCACCAGGAGGGCCCCAGCUGCCCCUCAGAGCUGUGCCAGGGGCCUGCGCUGAGGGGCCUGAGCCCGGGGUGCCAGGCGGGCAGGCGGGCGCAAGCGUGGGCCGGGUGGCAGUGGACGUUCUGCUACGUCUGUUCUCCCCGAGUUCAGCAAAGACCGGGCAGAGGAUGGUCUCCGCCCGCCUCCGGCACUGAAGGACCUACGGGCACCCCCGAGGGCUUGGCGUGGGCAGGCUCCUCGCGGGCGACGCCUGGGCCCCGUGAGGCCCGGUGCCCUCCUUAGCACACAGCCUCCCUCCACUCGAGCACUUGGGACUGUGCUUGGGGCUCGGUGCUCGGGGCGGGUGUGCCUGGCUGGGGGCAGCGUCUCCCCCCCGCCCCCGCCCGGGCCCUGGGAGAGCGCGUGGGUCCCUGCGCCCGUCCUGUCUUUCCGGGAAUGUUUCCUGGACUCCCUCCAGGUGCUGGGACAGGGUUCUGCUGAGUCGCCCGUAUCUGAUGGCAUUGUCGUCUUUCUAAGUUUAAACGUAUUUUCUGUAUCAUAAUUCAAUAAAAAGCUCAGAAAUAAAAAUA
Sorex araneus (European shrew) is the source of this 3391-nucleotide messenger RNA. It is a transcript of the gene IFT80, whose product is annotated as intraflagellar transport 80. The record is from RefSeq and is a predicted model, not a curated record. Gene Ontology annotation, molecular function: protein binding. Gene Ontology annotation, cellular component: cilium; centrosome; intraciliary transport particle B. NCBI's taxonomy places the organism in Eukaryota, Metazoa, Chordata, Mammalia, Eulipotyphla, Soricidae. Gene Ontology annotation, biological process: cilium assembly. The transcript is spliced from 20 exons. Bases 183 to 2513 code for a protein of 776 amino acids.